AGGUCAUAUUUUCACCUGUGGUUCUUAACCAGAUCUUAUCUGCUUAUUUACCACAGAGACCACACGUACGUAUUUGGCCACAAUGGAGUUGCUUCCGGUUGCUGCGCUGCUGUUCUGUGUAGUAACUCUAGCUUAUGCUGAUGGCCCGCAGUGUUUUUCCUGCUCGUUCGUGUCCCGUCUAGAGUUCUGCGACACCUACACACAAUGUACAGAAGGGGAGAAAUGCCUCGUCCAAAAAAUAAAAACACAUAACAGUCAUGACCAAUUCACUUCCGGUUGUGUCAACAAUCAGAGCUGUUCUUUAGGUGACGACUUCCAUUCCUCCUUUGGUGAUUCCACUGCGUAUGGCCAGGUGUCGUGUGUGGAGUGUUGUGAUGGAGAUAUGUGUAACAACAAGGGCUGUGGUGAUCCUGGGCCGGUUGCACGUGACUCACGUGGACCUUACUGUUAUCAAUGUCAGCAUAUGUCGGACCCUACAGAGUGUGAGAGGCUCACCAUCUGCAAUCCUAACGAGGUUUGCAGCAUUGACGAAUCGGUUUCCUUCGGACACCAAUUUACAAGUGGAUGCAAACGAAAAGUGGAAUGUACAGGGGAGAACAUCAUUUUCGGCCGAUCUUUGGAUUUCAGGCCACGGGCAUUCCAACUCUGUCACACGUGUUGUUCUAACGACUUCUGCAACAGAGACUGUCAGCACGUGCACGAACAUGAUGUGGUAUCAUGGACGGACUGGGGUUCUUGGAGCUCAUGUUCAGCGCAGUGUGCUCAGCAAGGGACACAAAACCGGGCCCGAUUCUGCAGAAGCCCACAGGGAGAUAUAUAUUCUAAAGGCUGUGACGGAAGUGCCACAGAAAUCCGGAACUGUGCGAUUGGUCUUUGUACAGGAUGUGCUGAGCUGUAUGACAGUGGAGUCCGAAUUUCCGGUCUUUACACUGUUGCCCCCGCUAGAGAUGACCGGACCUUCCGGGUUGUCUGUGACAUGCAAGAUAUGAAACGAAAUGGAGGUUGGACUGUCCUACAGCAUAGACAUGAAGGGAGCGUCAACUUCUCCCGAAACUGGGCUGAUUAUGUCUCAGGAUUCGGGGAUCUGCAAGGGGAUUUCUGGCUUGGACUUGAAUACAUUCAUAUGUUGACGUCUCAGGGUGUCCAACUCAUCAUAGACAUGGUGUCAGAAGUAGGCGAACUGUAUCGUUAUACAUACGAUGAUUUCAGUGUACUAAACGCCAGCACGUCUUAUCGAUUAUCUGUAGGCAACGACACGUCAGUGAAUUGUACGAGAGGUGGAUAUGGUCUCCAACUUAACAAUGGACAUCCAUUUGCAACUUACGACAAACCGGAUGUGAAUAACUGUUCAACCGGAUUCACUACACACGAACCGGUUUCCGGCUGGUGGUUCUGGAGCUGUACAUUUUUCAAUAUAAACGGACAAAUAGGUCACCCUAAUUAUGAAUGGGGGAUGGCUUUAGAUUGUCAGGGAGUAACAGUCAUGUUAAAUCAAACAACAAUGAAAAUAAAGUAAAAAUAUCAUCAUAGAAAUGUUUUCAUUAAUUUUCCG
Molecule: messenger RNA, 1552 nt
Organism: Pecten maximus
Lineage: Eukaryota; Metazoa; Mollusca; Bivalvia; Pectinida; Pectinidae
Exons: 10
Coding region: 83-1516 (477 amino acids)
Source: RefSeq, a predicted model, not a curated record